This is a messenger RNA of Pseudogymnoascus destructans, 728 nucleotides long. RefSeq lists its product as uncharacterized. Lineage: Eukaryota; Fungi; Ascomycota; Leotiomycetes; Thelebolales; Thelebolaceae. Gene Ontology annotation, cellular component: mitochondrion. The record is from RefSeq and is a predicted model, not a curated record. The coding region runs from base 90 to 728 and encodes 212 amino acids. The transcript is spliced from 2 exons.
CCAUCAACGACGACAACACCUCCAGAGCUCAAUCGCAGCACCCACAACCACAGACAAAGUCUACGGCCACACCGACAACCAAACACAAAAUGUUCGCGCGACCCGCCCACCGCGCAACCACCUCCCUCCUCGCCACAACACCAACCCUCACUCGCGCCCUCCACGCCCGCAUCCCGCCCCAGCCAAUCCCGGCACCAACCCCAUUCGUCCCCGACGCGCCGACCUUCCUCUCCCUAAUCGGACGCAACCUCUCCCAACACGCGUCGAAGAUCCCGACCUGGGAAUCGCUAUUCCGCCUCACCUCUCCCCAGCUGCGUGACCUAGGCGUCGAGCCCGCGCGCGCGCGCAGAUAUCUGUUAGCGUGGAGAGACAGAUUUCGGAGGGGGGAGUAUGGGCCGGGGGGUGAUGCGAGGGUGGUGGAGGAGGGGGUUGCGAGGUUGAUGGUUGUGGAGGUUGGGGGGGGACCAGCAGUAGGGACGGCGACGAGGACGGCGGGGAUGAAGAGGGUGGUUGUUAAUGGGGAGGAGGAGAUUAAGGGGGUGAGGGUUAGGGGGGCGCAGAGGGUGGUGGGGAAGCAUGUGUUGCCGAUUAAGGGGGGGGCGCAGAUUAAGGCGUCGGAGGGGUUGUGGGAGAUUAGGAGGGGCAGGAAGAUUGAUGGGGGGGAGAGGAGGAGGGCGGAGGUUAGGUCGAAGAGGAGGGCUGCGGAGAGGAAGGAGGCGAGGAAGUAG